CCAGAAGUGUCAACCGCUGGUUGCAGAGUUAUUUGGGGAGACAGGUGAAUCGCUUUAACCUGAGGACAAACAAAAAAACGAAGCUGAGAUACGACGCAUUGAUGACUGCCACACACAUCCGACGAAGGAUGUGACAACAACCACGAUGCGUGAAACAACAGCACAUUUUGGACAGUUUUCGUUCACGGCCCUAGCUACCUAGCUAAGCUAACUUAGCCGGAAGCUUGCGAAGCCAGUUUGUCAGCUUUCAUCGUGGGACCAUGUUUUGAGCGCGACCUGAAUUCCAUGUGACAUCUUAAAAUUUCCACCCUACGCACCUGGGUGCAGUCUGCAGACACUUACUUGUAGCUGGGCUUCCAUCACUUUAACGCACGAUGUGGCUACAGCAGAGACUGAAGGGGCUACCGGGCUUGUUAUCAAGCAGCUGGGCAAGAAGACUCCUCAUCGGACUGCUGCUCCUGCUCAUCUUCUACUGGUACCUGGGAGCGGAGCGCAGGUGGAGGCUCUUCAGCGGCUCGGCCAUGCCCGGUGGGGUGGCUGGACAGUGCCUACUGGCUGAGAUCCACAGGUGGAAGUCUAUCGUAGACCGAGGAGAGGGGAUAUACAGCACACCUCAGGAACAACUAGACACACCUUUUGUAUCAGGUAACGGCCAUAUUCUGAUUGACAUUGACUCUAACAAACUGUGGGUAGCGUCGUCUUCACAGCCCGGCUCGGCUCCGGUCCACCAGACUGAAUAUUCGCCGAGAGUCGGCGUCCACCUGGAGGGGAAGCGGGCCGAGGCUCAGGCCAGCAUGCUGUGGUUCCGGAAAGGAGCCGUGCUGUUGGUGCGCUGUGCUUCACCAGCUGCUCUGCAGUCAGCCCGGGACUGUGUCACCAUCAGAGAGGAGUUUAUCGCGCACAGAAGCAGACCUAACGUGUAUCUCCAGAGAAUCCACAUCAACAACCCAUCUGACAGGGCCGCCUCCCUGGACGUUUCCUCUGACAAUCCCUCCUUCGGUAGCAAGUUCUCCACCAGUGUGGAGAAACUGGAGGACAGAGAGAUAGUGCUCUCCUCCGGCAGAGUGCCUGUGGAGAACAACCGGAUGGUGCUGGUGGUGGUGGUCACCAAGAAGCUGAGCAGCAGGAUUCAGGUCUCUGCUAAAUCAGAGCACACAGAACACAUUCUCUCAGUGGUGUGGACCUCAGAGCCCAUCGAGCCGUCCAAGCUGGAGGAGACUUUCAGCACCCUCAGAGAAGGAGCCAAAAAAGAAUUGGGGGAGCUGCUUAGGGCCAGUGUCGAUGAGCUGGUUGUAGACCACCAGCAAGCCUGGAUGGACCUCUUCAUUUCAGGUGUUGAAAUGAGGAAGAUCACUGACUCCCACACACCGUCCAGCCGCACAGUGAACACCACCCUCUACUAUAUCCUCUCUUCCUCCACGGCUCCUCUGCUGGACCGGAGGCUGAGCGGCGAGGAGCGCGCUCGUCUCGAGUCCAGCCUGAACUACGCAGACCACUGCUUCAGCGGCCACGCCACCAUGCACGCAGAGAACCUGUGGCCCGAGCGUGUGAGCAGCGCGGCACAGAUCCUGCAGCUGGUCACACUGUGGACUCUGACUCUGCAGAAGAGGGGCUGCAAGGUGCUGGUGGCGGCAGGAGCCCACGGAGCCAUGCAGGGUAUGGUGCUCAGCUUCGGCGGCCUUCAGUUCACAGAGAACCACCUUCAGUUUCAGGCCGAUCCAGACGUGCUGCACAACAGCUACGCCCUGAGAGGGAUCCACUACAACCAGGAUCUCAUUAACCUGGCGGUUCUGCUGGACGCGGAGGGGAAGCCUUUCCUCCAUGUGUCGGUGAAGCCUCAGGAGAAGCCGGUGAAGCUGUACGCCUGCGAGGCCGGCUGCCUCAACGAGCCUGUGGAGCUGACGUCAGAGAUCAAAGGUCACACCUUCCCUGUGAUGGUAACUCAGCCCAUCACGCCGAUGCUCUACAUCUCCACAGACCUGCGCCAUCUGCAGGACCUCCGACACACCCUGCACCUUAAAGCUAUCCUGGCCCAUGAGGAGCACAUGGCCAACAGGUACCCGGGCCUGCCGUUCCUGUUCUGGUUCAGCGUGGCCUCGCUCAUAACUCUAUUCCACCUUUUCCUCUUCAAGCUCAUAUACAACGAGUACUGUGGCCCCGGCGCCAAGCCUCUCUUCAGGAGCAAGGUCGCCAGCAAAGCUGAGGAUGGCUGCUGCGACACCAGGACUGCUGCCUGAACACAGCGGUACUGUGCUCUCGACGUGUUACAGCUUUAAUAACUUACUGAUUUCAGAGGGAAUGACGUCUGCUGUGGAGCGACACAGCUCAAAGAUGUGUUGAUGAGAAGACAGAGAAGCACGUGUGUCUGCACAGUCUAGUCUGUAAGUAUUUCAACAGUUACAUUUUGUGUAAGUGCGCUACAGCACGUUCAAUUUGAAAUAACACGUAGCGCCCAAAUUGUAGGGGUUGAAAAGUAAAGGACACUUGGUUAAUACAUCUUGGUUGUUGGCUCAGAGCUGAUUGUGAUGCAGUGAUCUGACGGUAUGAGGCGUAAAGCCAAAAGCAAAAACUAUCAGAGAUAUCAAAGGUUUGCGUACUUUCUGAAAAUGUUCAGGAGAAAUAGAAAAUGUGAAAUGAGCCGGUCAAAGAAAAUCAUUUACAAACAUAGAAACCACACAAACGGGAACAGUAGAGAUGUGCAACCAAGGUCUAUAGACUGAUGAAACAAAUUCAAAAUUAAGGAAAGAGGAAAAUGUGGAGGAAAAAGAACAGCUCACCUCCACCUCUUCUGUCAGACAUGGAGGUUCUGUUACGACUCCACUGUCAUUUACUGAUGAUUUCACUGAUGACAGACGCAGCAGGAUGCAGACUGAGGUCUACAGGAGCAGUCUGUGGAUCCAAUCAGAGAAAUGUAUUAAACCACAUUUCACCAUUCAGCAGGACAAUGAUCUCAAACAAACAUCAGAAGAACCAAAGAGACUUCAGGCAAUCACAAAAUAUUAAAUUUGAUGGUUUUGAUUGUGUAUCUGUCCAAUUACUUUUAAACCACUGAACUUUGGUCACUAUGUGUUAAAAGGUUCUCUCACACAGUUCUUUCCAUAAUGUAAUCCUGCUCAAAUUAAAGCUGUGACAUUGCACUUUAAUGUAAUCUCCAUUAUUUCAUUUCACAUUGAAUGUGCUGAAGCGAAGCUGACGAACAAUGUGUAACUGUUGAAAUACCUGCGUCUGGACUCUACGUUACUUUAAAACCAGGAGAUACUGAGUUUAAUUUCACAUAGGAUUAAAAACAGCAAAUAUUCACAUUUCAAAAAUUGGAACCAGUUAACAGAAUUUCCUGUUGAACCAGCUGCAUCUUGAAGUUUGUACAUGUACAAAAUAUAAACAGAGGGAACCACAGUCACUUUACCUAAGAUUUUAGGGUACUCCACCUAUUCAGCAUGGCGCUCCUCUAACUCAAUGUGACCCCAACACCCCCCAAUUUGAAUGAAAGACAAGAUGGAAGAAGUCAAAAUAAUGACGAUGGGUUUUGUUGUAUACGACCAGGCGCAGCAGCUCUGUGCGGCUGUUCUUCAGCCUGCUCACAUUAAGUUCUAUUCAAAACUCUUUUGCAGAGGCAGGUAGAACAGCACAUGCUCACAAUUAUGUUUAUUACACCGACCCUCUGAGUUUAGCAUGCGAACGUGUGAUAAUUAGCACUAUUAAUGUCUAUAUAACAUUAUAUAAUGAUCCCUGUAGUAGUAGUUUCAGUCUGGAUCAAAGUGGAGGCCUUACUGACGGAGUGACAGCGGUAUCCAUGGAAACGUGGCUGAAAACCACCAUGUUAAUGGCUGUGUGAAAACAUUGUUGAUAUAACACCUACAACAUAACUCAGAUGUGCGCAGAAAGCUUCUCAGCCUGAGGUUUAAAUCUCACAGCCAACAGACACCACAGCUGUGCACACUGUCACCUGCAGGGCAGUGCAGUGGGAACUGUUUCAGAUUUCCAGCAGGUGAAAUGAAACAAAUUAUUUUUCAGUUUAGUUAAGUUUUGGCUAAACUUAGAUUUGCUCUGAUUGUUUGAAGUGAUUUCCACAUCUUUCAGAUUGUUCUGAUAGUUCAGGUUUUGUUUGUAGAUAAUGAGACGAAGGGCCGUUUUUCUCAUAAUGAUUCAAGCAUGUUGCACUUAUGGCCACACCCCAGUCAGGGAUGUCACAGCUGGUCUUUUCAAUAGGCUUUCAAGGGCUGAAUACCCACUUCAAAGUUUUAAUCCAGAAGUCACCGUAUGUUACGAUCAACGUUACACUUUUUGAUUUGAGGCAAAUUUUGCGUGACCUUCAAAACACAACUGUCUUCAUAAAAUGUGUUUACAUCUAAAUGUAUAUAUAAUGUAAAUGACAGUUAUUAAUUCAUACUGGCUGUUCAACAUAUUCUUAUUCUGACACACCAAGUUAAUUUUAUGGUACGAUAAGUAAAUAUUAAUAAGGUACAAAUUAUGUGUUCGGGACGUUUUCUUUUUCAUGUCUAUUUAUGAUUUAUGUGUUGUCUCAGAUUCAGAAUAUUUGAGGAUUGUUCUGGCUGUGGGUUUAUUCAGUCACUGUUUUUCAUGUGAACUACUGACGGUGCCUUAAUGAAGACAUUAAUGGAAGAAGUUAAUUUAUUGAGCUCAUUAUCUGAUGGGAUUGUACUUGAAUGAUUGGUGAUCAUGUAUGUUAAAUAAAUCACAAUAAUUGUGAGAAACUGCAUAAUUA
Seriola aureovittata is the source of this 4726-nucleotide messenger RNA. RefSeq names its product KIAA2013 ortholog. The record is from RefSeq and is a predicted model, not a curated record. NCBI's taxonomy places the organism in Eukaryota, Metazoa, Chordata, Actinopteri, Carangiformes, Carangidae. The coding region runs from base 375 to 2237 and encodes 620 amino acids. The transcript has 3 exons.